AUGACCACAAAUAUUGCCGAGUCGGUGUGCGCUAUGUUGAUUGACGAAAGGGAUUACCCCGUGGUAUCCAUAUUCAAUUCAAUUGCCAAGAGGUUUGGUGAAAUAUUCAGGGAGAGGUGUGCCUACGUUCUCAAAUAUAAGGAUAACAAAUUUGUUCCUACCGUCGAAAAGAUCUUAAGAGACAAUAUGAGCGAGGGUGACCCCUUCUAUGUGGAGAACAUAAGUAGGGAUAAAAGGCAAUACACUAUGUUCGAAAGUGGAUGUACGGCCAAAGUUGACCUACUGAAAAGGUCGUGUUCUUGCAGGAAGUUUAACCUGGUCAAAAAAACAUGUGAUCACGCGAUGGCCACUUUACAAUUGAAGCACGGUGAAGAUUAUGAUUUAAGAGUCUAUGAUUACUCUUUGCCCCUGUAUAAAUUGGAAGAGUACUUCCUUGCUUAUUCAAAAUCAAUUAAUGUUGUCCCUUUGGAGUUCGAAUGGCGCGUUCCACAAGAAUUGCUAGACGUGAACAUUAUUCCACCUCUCGUGGUCACCAAGCUUGGAAGAAAGAAAAGAAAAUACGUUAAGGGCGUAGCCAAUACUUUCAAGUCAAAGAGGAGGAACAAAUGUUCAUUGUGCAAGAGACCCGGGCACAAAAGAACCACUUGUAACAACAACAAAUCGUAG
Messenger RNA from Capsicum annuum, 666 nucleotides. RefSeq lists its product as uncharacterized. Gene Ontology annotation, molecular function: zinc ion binding. NCBI's taxonomy places the organism in Eukaryota, Viridiplantae, Streptophyta, Magnoliopsida, Solanales, Solanaceae. The transcript has a single exon. The record is from RefSeq and is a predicted model, not a curated record. Bases 1 to 666 code for a protein of 221 amino acids.